Prunus armeniaca (apricot) is the source of this 1206-nucleotide messenger RNA. The record is from the annotation of a GenBank genome assembly. Lineage: Eukaryota; Viridiplantae; Streptophyta; Magnoliopsida; Rosales; Rosaceae.
AUGGAAGAGUUGAGGAAGCUGGAAGAGGUACAGAGAAUGCUGACGUUCGUACAAUCUCGAGGCAUUCCAACGACGUCGUCCCCUGACGACUGUAGUUGCUUUCUUACUAAGCUCAUCCUCCUCCUGGUACAACCAUGUGGAGAACUUGACUUGGGCAAAAAGUGCAGUUUGGUUUCUGAAUAUAUGCCAAAGAUUUCUGCAGCAUUUCUUGAUGAAGCAUCCAAAUGGCUUAAUGGAGAAGGCUAUGAAGAAAAGUCUGUUGAAAAUGCUUUGCAGCUUGCCUGUAGCCAUAAGCCUGAGUCUAGCUCAUUGGACAAUAAUUCUGAAGAAAUGGCUAUGGUGGACUGGACGCAAUGCAACGAGCAAAUUCUACCCUUGAAGAUUUUAUCUUAUUUUAUGUUUCAUGGGAUGGAUAUAAACAAACCACAAUCAGUAUUCCAAUAUCUACCUGUGCUUUCAUUCACAGAAAGCUACAUUUAUCAGCUUGAUCGUUUGAAUGAGAAGACAUUGCAUGCACCAAGCGACGAAAUGAACAUGUUAGAAAGAGGAAGCCAGGCGGAAGGUCAGUGGCUAAUUUCUAGGUGUACAAACGUGUUUAAAAGUGACCCAUUCAGACCACUGUCAUGUCUACUUGAGUGUCAUGGCCUUUUGACAAAAAGGAUACAAGAUGAGUUUAAGUCUGGAGAAGGAUAUUGGGCGCUGGAAAGAAAGCUUUGUUAUGCACUGAUAAAUAAAACGGAGAUCCCUGUUGAAGAUGUUAUAAAGGCAAUUAAUCAGAAGUCCUUCGAUUAUCGAGUGCUGAAUCUUUUACUGUACCAGUUGAGAGGAGAAGAGGUUAAUGAGUUGCAUAUGGAGUUUCUAUCAAUCUCAGAAUUCCUAGUUGAGGUAGCUGAUGAUCUGUUUGACUAUGAGGAAGAUGUUAUAGAAAAUAACUUCAAUAUAUUGCGCAUGUUUGUCAGAACAUAUGGAGCGUGUGCCCCAACUGUGCUGGCAAAAUACAUAGCUGAAGCUGAAGAGAAGUAUAACAAUGUACUGAAAAUGCUGGAUCCUCAGCUGUCCUUGAAUUACCAGAGAAGAUGCGUAGAAGCAACUAAGGAAGGAGGGAAUAUGUCUGCGCAUCCUCUUGGAACAUGGAGUAUACCACCUCUAAUACUAGAUGAGGAAUUUUAUCGAUCCAGUCUGUUAGAUUCGAAGACGCAGUUGUAA